Messenger RNA from Daldinia caldariorum, 1713 nucleotides. RefSeq names its product 26S proteasome subunit RPN7-domain-containing protein. NCBI's taxonomy places the organism in Eukaryota, Fungi, Ascomycota, Sordariomycetes, Xylariales, Hypoxylaceae. The coding region runs from base 99 to 1502 and encodes 467 amino acids. The record is from RefSeq and is a predicted model, not a curated record. Gene Ontology annotation, cellular component: COP9 signalosome. The transcript is spliced from 5 exons.
AUCCUCGUUUUAUAAUAGUUCUAUUCGCCAAAUCAUAGCGAAGCUAUAAGGUAUUAAUUGAUCAUAGAUCAUACACACUGAUCUCGAGUGCUGGCAUCAUGGCAGCCGACCAGCACAUCCUUAACUACUUUACCGCCAUGGAUAACCAGGGCGGUAUUAUUGUUAGAGAUGCUCCUAAGUUAGACCUUGAUCUAUACAUUUCUAAUUACAAAGGCCGUACCCGUUUCGAGCGACUAUUGCUAAUCGGACAAUGUUCCGUUCCUCUAUGCGUCGACGCCCUCAAAGCCGCCGUAGCCGAAGCCAAGCGUGGAAAAGAUGUCCAGCGAUACCGUGAUGCCUUUGAAUGUAUUCGUGUCGCCGCACCUGAUGAGCCUGAGGCUAAAUGGGACGAAGCCUGGGUCACAGCAACAGAGAAAGCCAACAAGACAGAAACUCAUCGGCUUGAAUCCGAGCUUAAGGGGUAUAAAAACAAUUUGGUCAAAGAGAGUAUUAGGAUUGGCCACCGUGACCUUGGUGAACACCUAGAGUCUAUUGGUGAUCUAAACGGAGCCUCCGAAACGUAUAUCAAGAUGCGACCAGAUGCCAGUACCCAGUCCCAUAUCCAAGACGUAGGCAAGCAUAUCAUUAGUAUAUUGCUACAGAAGCGAGACUGGGCUGCAGUGUUGGCAAAUGCAAAUAAGGUUCUAGCCGUAAGCCCAGGGAGCGGCGAGCAGAAUCCUGAGCAGCCCUAUCAGAAGAUGAUUUAUGGUCUAGCUCAACUUGGGGAAGGCCGGUACUAUGAAGCUGCUAAGAGCUUCCUUGAAGCUGGUGACCCCGCCGGCUGUCAGGCACAUAACGACGUUGCCAGCCCAAAUGACGUCGCGACAUACGGUGGGCUUCUUGCGCUCGCUUCGAUGGAUCGACAAGAGCUACAGGCCCGAGUUCUAGAUAACGCCAGCUUUAGGAAUUUCCUGGAGCUAGAACCGCACAUCCGUAAGGCGGUUAGCUUGUUUGUUAACGGACGAUAUUCGGCUUGUCUGGGAAUACUCGAAUCAUACCGAAACGAUUACCUUCUCGAUAUCUAUCUUCAGGCGCACGUUCCUGCCAUCUUCUCCCAGAUUCGCAGCAAAUGCAUCAUCCAAUACUUCGUACCAUUCUCGUGUGUCACCCUAGACAGCUUGAAUACAGCAUUUGCCAAACCUGGGGAAUCUAUCGAGCCGGAACUCGUCAGCAUGAUUAGAACGGGUGCUCUAAAUGCCCGCAUAAAUACCAUCGACAGGCUCCUUGUUGCCACUUCAACCAACUCCCGAGCAGUUAUGCAGAAGAAAGCUCUGGACUCGGCCAAGAAUUAUGAGAAGGAAGUCCUGGAGAGAAUUCGUCGCAUGAACAUCGCAGCGGCUGACUUAGAGGUUAAGAACAUUAAGAAGAUUGUUGGCGGAGGAGCCGGCAAUGUCCCCGGCGUAGGCGACGUCUGGAUGGACGAGAAUAGAAAACAGCCGACAUCCGGCGACGUAUUAUUUUAAGUGGGAUCACUUUGCUGGAAAUAAGACAACAACGCUUUACUAUAUGAGAGCUAAUCCGAAUUAUUCCAGGCAUUGGAUCCCACGAUUAGAAUGUGAAUGAAGUACCUAUUUGGGACUUAGAUAAAAUAAGGAGAUGGAUUAAGAGGUAGUCAGGAACAAGCCUGGUUGUUACUGCGGAAAAGCAGCCAUAUACAUAGGCACACGGAGCAUA